Molecule: messenger RNA, 3373 nt
Organism: Pristis pectinata (smalltooth sawfish)
Lineage: Eukaryota; Metazoa; Chordata; Chondrichthyes; Rhinopristiformes; Pristidae
Gene: cep63
Product: centrosomal protein 63
Exons: 15
Coding region: 439-2601 (720 amino acids)
Biological process (GO): de novo centriole assembly involved in multi-ciliated epithelial cell differentiation; centriole replication
Cellular component (GO): centriole
Source: RefSeq, a predicted model, not a curated record
CCUUUACCUGCCUACUUACCUGUUCUGUAACUUCCUGUCAAUCCCAUCAAGUUUGUCUUUUGCCAUUUUCUGGCAUUCUAACCCUACUCCCUGUUCUGCAGAUGCUCGGACAUUUAGGUUAUGAAAUUAAUUUUCUUUUGAGUUUUUGCAUUGAAUAUGAUGGGGGAGUGAUGUCAUUGAAAAGGAAACAAAGCUGAUUGUGACCAUUAACCUGAAAAUAACUUUCAUUUGAAACAAUUUAUCUCAAAUGAUUUUGUUCCUUCUUUUAGUGUCUUUCCUUUGCUUUCUUUCUUUCUUCUUACUCUUUGCGUGCCUUCUAUGUGCGAUAUUGAUUUAUCCAUUGUUUCGUGUUCUUUCUCAGCGUAUACACCAGGGGGUCACUGAGACAUCCGUUCAGUAUGAUUAAGGUACAAAUUCUCUCUCUGAAGCUAGGAGGAAAUGGAGGCUUUACUAGAAGCAGUGCAAAACCUUGGCCAAGAUGGGAAUGUCCUCACCACCUGUGAAGCUGAAUUGCAAGAACUGAUGAAGCAGAUUGAUAUCAUGAUGGCUCACAAAAAGUCUGAAUGGGAAGCACAGUUCCAGUCAGUGGAAACCAGGCUGAAGGUCCGUGAACAGGAGCUUGGUGCCAUUCGAUUAAUGCUUGACCAAAAGCAGACAGAGGUGGACCUGUUGCGACAGCAGUUACAAGACAGUGAAAAAAUUCAACAUGAUAUGGUAGUGCAGUAUGAAUCGCAGCUCAACAUAUUUCAGGCAGAGAUCGAGAAACUGAAGAAAAGCUAUGAGAAGUUGCAGAGACGGCAGUUCAAGGAAGUGAGAGAGGACAUGAAGGACAAACAAGACAGGAAGGAGAGCAUGUCUGAACUCAACAGGCUGAACAAGAAGGUCGAGGAGUUUCAGGAGAAGUCACUGGAUUGGGAGAAGCAACGGUUUCGUUACCAGCAGCAGGUGGCAUCCCUGGAAGCAGAGAGGAAGCUGCUGUCAGAGCAGUGCAAAGCCAUACAGCAGCAGGCUGUACUAUACCAGACCCAGCUUGGUGAUCGCAAGCAACUGGUAAAGCAAACGGAACUCAUCAGCCAAUCAGAAAUGCAGCAUCUGAGGAGCCAGUUAGAGAGGGCCAAUGACACAAUCUGUGCAAAUGACAUGAGCAUGGAACGUCUCAACAUGACCGUGGAUGAGCUGAAAGCUGCCAACCAGCGAUUUAAAGAGGGACAGCAACUCUUGCAGGAAGAUGUACAGCACUGGCAACAACAACUACAGAAAUCAAUGGAGGAAAAUGAAGAACUGCACAAAAAACUGCAGGAACAAGAAUACAUCAUUCAGAGUAAAGAUCACCAACAGAAACAACUGUAUAAGGAAUUGUCCAGGUGUAAUGAAUUGCUGCAGGCCACAGAGAAGACUAACAGGUCAUCAGAAAGCUUGAAGCAGCAGUGCAACAAUGCUUCGUACAGCCAAGCUGAGCUUCAGCAAGAAGUUCCACUCCGUACAGGUACACAGGGUGAGAAGAAUCUCACGAACGAAGUUACAGUCCUUCAGCAGAGUUUAGAUUCUGCAAAUGAGGAAGUUUUCAAAAAACAAGAGCAGCUGAAACAGAUGGAAGAGGAGCACAAUAAAUACAAAUCAGAUGUUAAAAAGCUGAGAGACCAGUUAAAUUUGGUGGAGCAGCAACAUCAUUCUGAGAUGAAGGGAAUGAAGUUGGAGAUUUCACAGCUGACCACAGAACUGCACCAGCGUGAUGUAACAAUUGCAGCGAUGAGUGCAGCCACUUCCAACAUGGAGCGACAGCUUCAGAGUGAACUGGAGAAAACUGAUAGGAAAGCUAAAGAAAUCAAGCUCACACAGAUUCAGUUCGAGACCUUGAAAUUGGAAAAUCAACACUUGGCAGGAAUCUUGAAAGGAAAUCGGCAGAAUUGCUCACUAAUGGAUCUUCGGGAUGGCUACGUUUCAUCUCUGAGGCAGUUAGAACAGGAAAACCAACGGCUCCAGCAAGAACUGGCCGACGUAAGAAGCAAACUGGAGAUGUCAGUCAAAGUGUCUCAGGACAGAUACGAGAUGCUUCUGCUUCAGAUACAGAACAAGCUGACAGACAUCAGAGAGACUGAGGACAGGCGAGUGGAAGAGCUCCAGCUUGAACAUCAGAAGGAGCUGCGAGGGCUUCAGAAGCGACUCAGGGAGAUGACUACAAACACCAAAGAAGGCAAGCAGCUGAAACAGAGUCAGCAUCCACUGUCCAAGUCUGACUGCAGCAAUUUAACAGAUGGCCCAGGCCAAGCUGGUGAGAGUGACCAUAGCAAUGCACAUCAAAGGGACUCAUGUGAUGUUUCGCCAUCUGACUCUCUGCAUGGGAUCACAUCUUGCAUCACCUUGUCUGCAGAGGAGAAUGAAGCGGAUCUUUCUGACAGUGUGUCAGUGCAGUCUCUCCGUUCACUUCACAGUGACCAACUUCUGCCUCUGAGCCUAGCAGCUGAAUCUCCCAAUAUGUCGAUAGCAGCCAAGUUUCUUGAGGAGGAGGAUAAACGGUCACAGCAGCUCUUAAAACAGCUGGACAUGCAUAUUGAGGAACUCAAAAUUGAAAGUGAAAGAACUGUUAAUAUGUACGGAUGACCCACAGUACGAAGGGCAGCUUAUAGGCUUCGUAUGGUGGAAGUUCCACAGUGUGAGACUGAGUAACUUGGUGCUAUCGUGUAGAUUGAUGAGUCUCGAUGAUUGUCCCAUAUGAUUCCUUGAACUACAUCUCAUGUAUAUUAGAGUAUAAAUUUGCCAUCAUUAUCCAUCUCCUGGUUUCUUAAUGGUUCCAACACUGUUGCUUUUUGUUCUCUCUGCCCUAAAUUAUACUGGAAAGGUGAGACACUGUAGCCAGAGCACUGCUGACACCACACUUGGAGAUGUGGUUCAAACUCCCAUGCUGUGCCCCCUAAAUUCAUCAUUGGAUUUGUCCAUUGUGCUAGGUCAAGGAUUUAAUAUUGGAACUGUCAAGCUGCAAGCCUUAACUGUAUUAGUAUUGUAUGACCACAACACCGAACAUUGGCUAACGUUAUCUUAUUGGUGCUAUGCUAAUAGUGUUCACCAGACUACCUAAAAUGCAAGAAAUAUGUCUUGUAUCUAAAAUCAUGGUGCAUUUUGUUUGCUACAUUGAUGUAAACUAAUGAAUGAAAAAAAUCUCCAACUCCUGAUAACAUUCUUUGGUGUAAACAGAGUAAAGAAACACUGGGCUCUGCUUUACAUCGUCUUUAGAUUAUUUUAUCCAUAGCCUGCCUUGUGCAGGUGGCAGGUUCUCACCCUAUAAUGUCUAGUAUUUUACAGAGAAUCAGCAUUGUACUGCAAAGACAAAUCUGUGAAGCUGGUUUUGACCAGAACCUUCCAAUACUAAUGUGUU